This is a messenger RNA of Suncus etruscus (white-toothed pygmy shrew), 4696 nucleotides long. RefSeq names its product zinc finger and BTB domain containing 40 (gene ZBTB40). Lineage: Eukaryota; Metazoa; Chordata; Mammalia; Eulipotyphla; Soricidae. Gene Ontology annotation, molecular function: DNA-binding transcription factor activity, RNA polymerase II-specific; RNA polymerase II cis-regulatory region sequence-specific DNA binding; protein binding. The transcript is spliced from 18 exons. The coding region runs from base 218 to 3931 and encodes 1237 amino acids. The record is from RefSeq and is a predicted model, not a curated record. Gene Ontology annotation, biological process: regulation of transcription by RNA polymerase II. Gene Ontology annotation, cellular component: nucleus.
GCUUUCCACCGCUUCUGCGCUGCUCUCAAGAUGGCCGCCUUCUGGCGUCUCCGGCGCUGUUGAAUGGAGAAAGCUUUAUUGUUCCCUAUCGGGGCAGGAGUGUUCGUGUCCUCUCUGGCGCUUGUCAAUAAAGAACGGCAGUUUGAAUCGGUGCUGAACAGCAUCUAGUGCUCUGAAAGGAGAGCAGGAAAGAGGUCCUUGGGACAGAGUGGAUGCAAUGGAGCUCCCCAAUUACAGUCGACAGCUGCUGCAGCAGCUGUACACCCUGUGCAAGGAGCAGCAGUUUUGUGACUGCACCAUCUCCAUUGGUACCAUCUACUUCCGGGCCCACAAGCUGGUCUUGGCGGCUGCCAGCCUCCUGUUCAAAACCCUGCUGGACAACACUGACACCAUCUCCAUCGAUGCAUCGGUGGUGAGCCCGGAGGAGUUUGCCCUCCUGUUGGAAAUGAUGUACACCGGCAGACUCCCAGUGGGCAAGCACAAUUUCUCCAAGAUCAUCUCAUUGGCCGAUAGCCUUCAAAUGUUUGAUGUGGCUGUUAGUUGUAAAAAUCUUCUGACCAGCCUCGUAAAUUGCUCUGUGCAGGGGCAGGUGGUGAGGGACAACCCCAUGCCAUCCUCAGAGUCCUUGCAGAAAGAAACUGAAAGACUAGAAGCAGAAAGCCUCAGCUGUGAUGGCGCCAGAGAGCCUUGUGCAUCCCUCGAGCUCUCUGCCCAGGCAGGGACCCCUGGGAGAGUGGGAAUGGAGGAAUCGGUUCCUCCUGUUGUACAGGACAUGAGUAUGGAUCCUUCCACCUUCCAGGAGCUCCAGGGCAAUGCCAGCGCUCCAGUGAAGGUUCCUCGGACCACAGGAGUUUGUUCCCCACCCCCUGUUGCUAUAGCAUGUAAGAAGGCAAAGGAGGCAAGUCUGGAACCAGAGCAUGAGAGGAAACACUACCAGCUGACCUUUCUUCUAGAAAAUGAAGCUAUCUUCUCAGAUGCACUGCUGACCACCCAGAAUGUCUUAAAAAGACUAGACUGCUCAGAAAUCAAAAGUGCCCAGAAGGAGGCCAUAAUGGGGUGUCUUGAGGGCGAAGAUGGACAUUCCAUUUUCCAGAGGCUUCUGGCUAAAGUAAAGGAUGAGAGCUUGGAUCCUGAGGCCCUUGUGUCCCUGCUGAGGCUGUACCAAGAUUCUAAUCCUGCAGUCAAGGCAGCAUUUUCAGACAGAAAAUCAGAAGAUGUAGCAGUGGCAACAAAAGGGGGCACAGAGGAGGGAAAGACCUUGUCUGUCCUGUUACUCCAACACAAAGAGGACCUGGUCCAGUGUGUGACACAGCUGAGGCCGAUCGUGGAGUUCCUGGAAACCACCAAGGAGGGAUUUCUGACAGACUCUGAGAAGCAGGUGAUUCUGAAUUGCUGUGAGGGCAGAACACCCAAGGAGACCAUAGAAAAUUUGUUGCACAGAAUGUCUGAAGAGAAGACUCUGACUGCUGAGAGUUUGGUAAAACUCUUUCAAGCUGUGAAGAUGGCAUUCCCAAAGUUAGGUCUUCUGCUGGGAAAUUUGCAGAAAUCCGCCACUUUGCCGAGCACCACAGUUCAUGCAAGCCCUGAUGAUUACGGGACCGAGCUAUUGAGACGAUAUCACGAAAACCUCUCCGAGAUUUUCACAGACAACCAGGUGUUAGUGAAAAUGAUCCAACGUGUGAAGGACUUAACCCCUGAAGAAAAGGAGGUCAUGGAGAUGCUGGUAAGAUGUGAGACGGGUGCAGGGGCCUUCAAUGCUCUGAUGUCAGCAGCCAUGGAGAAGCAGACCCUCUCUGCCACCACUGUGUGGCAGCUGCUGCUGGCAGCUCAGGAGAUGGAGCCCUGCCCAUGGCGCCUGCUCUUGGAGGAGAUCCAGAAGGAGCCUGGUGCCCAGGCUUUCUUCCGGACAGUGAGGCCGCUGGAAAGCACAGCCUUAGAAGCCAUCCUGAGGCAUCACAGACGGAUCCUAGAAGCUCUCCGACAAAGGACUGAACAGAAGUCCUUCACACCAGAGGAGGAGCAGCUGGCAGAGGCAGUGACAGAGAUUCUGAGCAUUUCCUUGGAGACAGUCAGCCCUGAAGUUUCCCUGAAAGCGGUGCUGAGCAAAGCCACAGAGAAAUCCAUCUCGGCCAUUGAAAUAUGUCACCUCCUGUGCGUCACCCACACAUCUGUCCCAGACCUGCAGCCUGUCAUGCAGGAAUUAGCAUCUGCUGGUUUCCUUACUCAGGAGAUUGGGGAGGAGCGGUGGAAGGUGAGGACUAAAUUUCAUCCUGAAGCCAACAAUGUGGAUGAAAAGGCAGCUGAGCUCACUGACGUAGCAUGCCAAGCUGGGAACCAGAAUGACCAGGCGGAGCCUGGUUCCUUGCCAGGACAAGACAAAGACACUUCUGCCUCCCCAGACUCUGCCAAGAAGAGCUUCAUCUGCAAGGCCUGUGACAAAAGCUUCCAUUUCUACUGCCGCCUCAAGGUUCACAUGAAGCGCUGCCGGGUGGCCAAGAGCAAGCAGAUCCAGUGUAAGGAGUGCAAUGAGACCAAGGAGUCGAAAAAAGAGCUGGAGAAGCAUCAGCUGGAGGCCCACAGUAUAGGGGGUGAGCCUGGGGCUCCCAAGAAGAAGAAGAAGAGACUUCCUGUGACCUGUGACCUCUGUGGAAGGGAGUUCGCUCAUGCCUCAGGCAUGCAGUAUCAUAAACUGACAGAACACUUUGAUGAGAAGCCUUUCUCCUGUGAAGAGUGUGGUGCCAAGUUUGCAGCCAACUCAACUCUGAAGAACCACCUUCGCCUUCACACUGGGGACCGUCCGUUCAUGUGCAAGCACUGCCUCAUGACCUUCACCCAGGCCUCAGCUCUGGCCUACCACACAAAGAAAAAGCACUCAGAAGGGAAGAUGUACGCAUGCCAGUACUGCGAUGCUGUAUUUGCCCAGUCCAUUGAGCUGUCCCGUCACGUGAGGACACACACUGGGGACAAGCCCUAUGUCUGCAGGGACUGUGGCAAGGGCUUCCGGCAAGCCAACGGCCUCUCCAUCCAUCUGCAUACCUUUCACAACAUAGAAGACCCCUAUGACUGUAAGAAGUGCAGGAUGAGCUUCCCCACACUGCAGGACCACCGCAAACACAUCCAUGAGGUGCACUCCAAGGAGUAUCACCCCUGCCCCACAUGCGGGAAGAUCUUCAGUGCUCCCUCCAUGCUGGAGAGACACAUGGUCACCCAUGUCGGGGGGAAGCCCUUCAGCUGUGGGAUCUGUAACAAGGCCUACCAGCAAUUGUCUGGUUUAUGGUAUCACAAUCGGACCCACCACCCUGAUGUGUUUGCUGCUCAGAACCAUCGAUCCUCCAAGUUCUCCUCACUCCAGUGCAGCUCCUGUGACAAAACCUUCUCCAACACCAUUGAGCACAAGAAGCACAUCAAAGCUGAGCAUGCAGACCUGAAGUUCCAUGAAUGUGAUCACUGCAAGGAGCUCUUCCCUACACCAGCACUGCUCCAGGUCCACAUCAAGUGCCAGCACUCAGGGUCUCAGCCUUUCCGCUGCCUGUACUGUUCAGCCACAUUUCGCUUCCCUGGGGCACUGCAGCACCAUGUGACUACAGAGCACUUCAAGCAGUCUGAAAAUACCUUCCCCUGCGAGCUCUGUGGGGAGCUCUUCACCUCUCAGGCCCAGCUGCACAGCCACCUGGACUCCGAGCACCCAAGGGCCACCAGCAUGGAGACUCCAGCCACCACCUCCCAGAUGGUGCAGGUGAUCCAGAGUCCAGAGCCAGCGGCCCCCACAGAGCAGGUGAUCACGCUGGAGGAGACCCAGCUGGCUGGCUCGCAGGUGUUUGUCACCUUGCCAGACUCACAGACACCCCAGAGCAGCUCUGAGCUGGUGGCUGUGACUGUGGAGGAACUGCUGGACGGUACUGUGACCCUGAUUUGCGGGGAGGCCAAGUGAGCCACUGUGCAGCUGGCAGAAUCUGGGGGAUACAGAGAGGAGGCAAGACAGCACCUUGGAACCUGCAUCCGGACAGCAUUUUCUCCCAGUCAUCAGUGCCUGAGUCUGUGGUGCUAACUCCUCGCCUCCCUCCAUCCAAUUGCAGUGGCCUUGGCAACACUGACCAUUCCCAGAAAAUGGGCCAAACCACAGGGAGAGGAGUGGGGGACACAGGGGGCUGGUGACCCACUGACAGGGCUGAAAUUGCCAGUACCUUCUGACUAUUUAAAAAGAGGAAAUCACCAUUGGACCAUGAAGGAAGGGUCCCUUACCUUCAGCCUGUGGCCCUUUUCCUUACUGUAUUUUUCCCAUCUGCCUGGGGUCACCAGUCCCCCUCAGGGUGGUAGCACAUCUACCCAGAACUCCCCUGUGUCCAUGCUUCCCAACCUUGUCAGGAAGUUUCUGUGGGGAGAGCUGAGGCAGUAUAUCCCACUACAGGCAGACGCUGCCUUUCUGGGAUGACCUUCCCAGGCUCUGCCCCUUGGGCCUGGUUCUGUAAUCUUGCUGCACAUCUGAACUCCCACCUGCCCUGGAGGCUGCCACUGCCCAUCCUCCGGGUACAGUGUGUGAGAAGGAAAUUCUGGGGGUCAGGAGCCAUCAUCUCUGUCCAAGGCAGCCUGCGGCAAUCCUGCAGGUCAGUGUCCUUUGGGGUCUGGAUUUCACAAGGUUUUUUAUCUUCAGUUCUCAAAAUAUCAUCUCAUAAUGAAUGGUUUGUGAGAUCCGUUA